Molecule: messenger RNA, 855 nt
Organism: Naumovozyma castellii
Lineage: Eukaryota; Fungi; Ascomycota; Saccharomycetes; Saccharomycetales; Saccharomycetaceae
Gene: MBA1
Product: Mba1p
Exons: 1
Coding region: 1-855 (284 amino acids)
Source: RefSeq, a predicted model, not a curated record
AUGAUCAGGGCCCCUCUUAGCCGUACUCUUUAUCAGCCCCUAUACCUUAAUACGUUAAGACAGACUCGUUCAAGGCUAUUUUCCAGCUCAAUGACCAGAUUAGGGGACGGGGAUUCAAAUCCGAUAGAUAAGGUUGAGAAACCUGACCCCAUAAAUCCACGAGUUAUUGGUAUUGCUAUGGAUAUGUUUAUUCCUUCAUCAUUCAGAAAUUAUCCAAAUGUGUUUCUGCAUCCUGCUAUCUGUCUUAACGCUCUCAUUAGAAGAGUGUACAAUUUUGGUUUAAAUACCAUCAAUGUCGGAUUAUUUAGGUAUCAAUCCGGUAUGAAGCCCAACUUUCUUCUUUGGAAGAACAAAGCCAUAGAACUUUAUAUAAAAGUUAACACUGCUUUUGCUGAAAAAAAAGUAAAUUCAGUGAAGGAUUGCACCUCAAUUUGGGUUGACGAGGCAUUACAGGCAAGAGUAAAGUCUUUACCAAAAAAUAUAUUACUUGAAUGGGAAUUGCUUAAAUUUAAUGAGGUCCCAAAAAUUGUGUCAGUUCAGCCAAUGAUGAUUCCAGGUAGGCCUCUGGAACAUAUUCAAUUGGUUUACAGGUUUAACACAAGACAGAGAUUGAUCAAAAUCGAUAAAUGUACAGAAAUGACAGAUACAGUAGAGAGAGACGUUAUUGACUAUAUUUCAUUCUUUUGUGAUGCAACAACUAACGAAAUGUAUAUAAUGGGAUCCCUAUUUGAAAGUAAACCUGAAGGGAAAUUACCAAAGAAGACUUAUUCAGAUGAUAAUAAAGAGGCUAUUAGGAAAAUGAGAAUUUGCGGUGAUCUUUAUAGGGUGGAACCAGUUGAUGGUAAGUCAACAUAA